GCAGGCACCGAUCUUACGAGUGAAAACAACACAACCAAUCUUCAAUAUGGAAAGAAAAAAAAAAGGUUGGCUUUUAAUCUGUUUUCUUUUACUACUUGAAAACUUUCAGGCAUGUAUACUUUCAAAAAAUACACCAGCAGUGAUAACUGAUAAAGAUCUUGAUAUGGACCAGAAAAACUCUUCAAGUCUGAAAAUUCACCGGAGACAGAAGAGAUGGGUUGGAGCACUGAUACAGAUUUCAUUAGAAGUGACAGACACUGCACUGACUGUAGCAAAUGCUUUAAAAGAUGGAUGUGUCUACAGGCCAAUGAUAUGCACGUAUAAAGAUGAAAUAAAAAAAUACGAAGAAAAGGAAAAAAGCCUUUCAAUAAUUCUGACCAGCAAGCGAGAUCUAUUGCUAUCAGAGGUAGUAAAGCUUACAACGUCAUUUGUUCAAAAUGAUAACAUUUAUGAUUAUGUUAAGGAUACUGUGGAAUUGGCGUUGGAGGUCAGUGUGUUAAUGAUGCUAUGGAGAACUGAAAUUACAUCAAAACAGUAUAUACUGAGAAUAAAUGGCACAUUAAAUACGAGUGAUGCAAACAUUCCUGAAAACAUUGAGAAAAAAUUCAGCGAUCAAAGAAGUGAAUAUUUGAGGAAACUUGGCAUAACAAUAGGGAUAAAAGCUUUAGUUUAUUUUUUAAUACAUUUCUUUAGUUAUGUAGCUAAGAAGAGUAUAAAGCAGAUUUAUUUUGCCUUUGCAGGCGUUUUACAACCAGGCCUUCUGACGGAAAAAUCAUUCAGAACAUAUUAUCAUGAGAAUACAAAAGCCUACAUGUCUAAGUGGCACGCACAGCAUGACUUUUCUACAGCAGUAAGCAAGUCCACAGUUUUCAAAGCAAAAGUAAAAGGUUUUGUUAAAACUGCAACUACAUAUAUCAAAGAUUCUUCAAAUAAUUUUUAUAAGAGUAAAGGCUUUUGGGUAACCACAGGGCUUUCUUUGCUAGGGGCAGGCCUUUCACAGGGUCUUCAAGCACGUGAGUUUAUUCGUGUAGAAAAUGAGAUGAAAGAAUUAGUUCAAAAUCACGAAAUUCUAUACUCUAGUCUUGAAGUGUCGUUAGCAAACCUGACUAUAACAGAACAGUCUUUACAGAAAGAAUGGAGGUUAUCAAUUGAUAUUUUUAAGAACUUUACAUUUUACAUAAGUGACACAAAGUCCACUUUUGAAGAGCUACCAUUAAAGCAGCAGUUGAAUAUCAAAGAAAAGUUACCUGACCUUUAUAAGCUCCUAGAAAUAGACAUUGAAAGUACCACUUCAGACAACAUAUUACAGAAACAGAGGGACACCUUGGAGUAUAUGACUGCCAUGAAAGAUUCCUUAAAGACAAUUAGAGCUCACGUUCUAUUAGAGGUGAUAGUAUUGCAAGUGAUAAAAAAUGGUCUAAACCAGUCCCAGGAAGUUAAUGUAAUUGUGGAUAUUAUCAAUGGUCAUCUUGAUAAAGAUGAAACUAUGCAUAAAAAGAUAGACUUGAAGAUAGUGCUUUGUCAGAUAGCUGAAUGGGGUGAUGAAGGUGAUUAUGACUUCUACGACUUAUCUGAUUUUAGAAACUGCCCAAUAGACAUAAAUAUGGAAGAAGUCAAAAGGAAGCAAAAAGAUAAAAAGGAGAUUAUACAAAAAUUAAAUGCAAUCAUUACUACAUGCAUACUUUUGAAUUUUCAGUUUUGUCCCUCAGUUUCUAAAAUUGCAACGACAUUAAAGUUGACUGAGGAAGAAACCAAACGUAAUAUUAAAUAUAUCAAGCCUGAUAUGCAGAGUUUCAAUGGGACACCAUUAUAAUAACCUCAGAAUCUUUCUGGUUACAAACUCUACAUACAAUGACAUCUAAUGGAAUGAAUGAAGAAUUGGACUUAAUUUUGCGUUGAUUCAUUUAGAAGAUAUAAUAUGCUGAAGUUCUAAAUCAUUGUUGAUAUCAAUUAUGUCUUUCUGUCUGAAAUGUUUUGUAUCUAUAUAUCACACACAGUAUAUUGAAUUGUUGUAUUGGGGCAGUCUUUACAAACAUAUUGACGUAGGUUAUUUUAUUAUUAUGUGUGCAGAGCUCGAAUACUCGAAUAUUGACAGCCCAAAUGAAUAUAUAUCCACUAUACUGGAUUGUAAAUUGGACACACCAGCAUCAAAUCAUGUAGGAUAAUUAGAUCAAGAGGGGCAUUUGCUCGUUUUCCUUUCUUGUGUACACUGAUGGCUGUUUGUGAACCGAAACACGUCUGUUUUUACAAUCAUUGCUCUUUUAUCAUUGCUCUUUUUUAACAAUAAAUAUGAAUUAGAACAAAGCAACAUUGUGUUCCUUGGUGUGCAGAUCCAGACCUUUGCAUAACAAUCUUAGAACAAAUAAAAGGCUAAUCUAGGAUUUGUCCCAGUUGUUUA
Messenger RNA from Polyodon spathula (Mississippi paddlefish), 2398 nucleotides. RefSeq lists its product as uncharacterized. The transcript is spliced from 4 exons. The coding region runs from base 47 to 1813 and encodes 588 amino acids. The record is from RefSeq and is a predicted model, not a curated record. Lineage: Eukaryota; Metazoa; Chordata; Actinopteri; Acipenseriformes; Polyodontidae.